CCGGAGGAUGAAUAUUUCAUUGUUCAAUAUUAAACAAUAUUCAUUGUUUAAUAUAUCUUAAAAACACUUGUUGUCAAAUAUUAAAUGUUUAAUUCUUAUAAUAGCAUACUUUUGUCAUUGUAACAACAUAGCGCCGCUGUCGAAAGAAAGCUACACUUGAAACUAUAAGCAAAAUUGUAGAAUGUUUAAUUUGUUCAUCAUUAACAUGUGCAUGUCUAUCAUGCUUUUCGCUUUGUUCUGAAGUGUGCUGCUCCAGACGGUGGGAGGUGUGUGGUGGGCUGGACUGUCAGUCACAGACACCGCAGGAAAAGAGCAGCAGACGCGCGUUCUUCCAUUGCGCGCGCGAUUACUUUCCCGAGGUCUGAACUUCUGCACAUUAAAGAUGGAAAUAUAACAGCUCCUAUUUGAACGAAACACGACACGAAUGGGUCUCAGUGAAGAAACUCUGCGGUUCGUGAUAUCUGAUGGCAGAUGUGUGCCACCGACAUGACAGUACAGGGUGAGGACUGACCCGCUCGCCAAACACCCAUCUGUGACCCGUCUUACCUGUACGAUCCGCACCUGUCUGGAAGAUCCUGUCCAAAUCAUCUCGCAAUGAUCAACAAACAGAUCGUCCUGCAUUACAACUACACGGGGAAACUAGACAAUCGCAAUGAGACCGAAGUGGACCCCAAAACGAUGGUGUCUUUGGUCAUUUGCAGCCUCAUCAUCCUGGAGAACCUGAUAGUGCUGGUGGCCAUCUGGCAAAACCACAAAUUUCAUAACCGGAUGUACCUUUUUAUCGCCAACCUGGCUGUGUGCGACUUGUUAGCGGGUGUGACUUAUAUAGUCAACCAGCUGAUGUCAGGACAGUGGACGCUACACUUGUCUCUGACCGAGUGGUUUGUUCGAGAAGGGACUAUGUUUGUUGCAUUAAGCGCGUCUAUUUUCAGCCUACUGGCGAUUGCGAUCGAACGGCAUCUUACUAUGAUCAAAAUGAGGCCUUAUGACGCAAGCAAAAACUAUCGGGUGUUUCUGCUCAUAGGAAUGUGCUGGUUGAUUGCGAUCUCACUGGGAGCGCUGCCUAUUUUAGGCUGGAACUGUUUAGAAAAUCUUCCUCAGUGCUCGACCAUCUUACCUCUUUACAGCAAGAGCUACGUCGCGUUCUGCAUCACCAUCUUCAUCUCGCUCCUGCUGGCCAUCUCCAUCCUCUACGCCCGCAUUUACAUCCUGGUCAAGAGCAGCAGCCGCAAAGUCACCAAGCACAGCAACUGUGAGAACUCUAUGGCCCUCCUGCGCACCGUCAGCAUCGUGGUGGGCGUCUUCAUCGCCUGCUGGACGCCCAUUUUCGUGCUGCUCCUCGUCGACGUGGCCUGCGAGACCCAAAAGUGCCCGUUUCUGCUCUACGCUGAUUGGUUCAUCGGGCUGGCCGUCUUGAAUUCGGCCAUGAAUCCCGUCAUCUACACGCUGGCCAGCAGGGAAAUGCGCCGGGCGUUUUACAGGCUCGUGUGCGGGUGUUUGGUGCGGGACAGCGCGGUGGGGUGCAAGCAGAACACAGCGGAGCCCAGCCGGAGCAAAUCCAGCUCCAACUGCCCUCGGGCGGCCGAACCGGAAAACCCAGACGCCAACGUGCAGAAUCAAGCUAACACAAGCUGAAGCGCUCAGUGUGUUUGCUCACAUGCACACUGCAGCAUUAGUGCAUGCUAUAGAAUUUUAAGUGCACUAUUAGUGCAUACUAAAGUGCACAAUAAAGCAUCAGCACGUUAAGUGCAUAUUGAACAAUGGAAAGCAGUUUUAAUCCUAACAGAUGCUUUCAUUUGAGAUCCCAGCCAAUCUGUUCUUACACUGCAUAAAAUGUUUCUUAGUAUUUUUCAGUAUUUACACUCUUAAAUCAAGGCACACUGAGAAAUGACAUUAAGAUAAGAAGUCCUGUUUUCUGAAAAAUGUAAGUUUUUUUGCUUCGAACAAGAAAAAUGAUCGGUAACACUUUACAGGAAGGUUCCGUUUGUUAACUGUAUUUAAUGCAUUAACUAACAUUAACUAAUAAUGAUUUUUAGAGAAUUUAUUAAUCUUUGUUAGUUAAUAAAAAUACAACUGUUCA
Messenger RNA from Cyprinus carpio (common carp), 2080 nucleotides. Its product is annotated as sphingosine 1-phosphate receptor 3-like. Lineage: Eukaryota; Metazoa; Chordata; Actinopteri; Cypriniformes; Cyprinidae. Gene Ontology annotation, molecular function: sphingosine-1-phosphate receptor activity. Gene Ontology annotation, cellular component: membrane. The record is from RefSeq and is a predicted model, not a curated record. Gene Ontology annotation, biological process: G protein-coupled receptor signaling pathway.